ACACGUUUACUGCGCUGCAUUCUGCUUCUCUGGAGCCGGACACGACAGGGCGCAGUCCCUCUUGGCAGACUGCUCUUCCGUUACGAGGUGCCUCGUUUCAACCGGAGACGUUUUUCUCAUUGGCGGGAGGGACUCCAGCAAAGGGUACGCGGUUGGAUUCAUUGAGCGCGCUCCCGCUGGAUAUUUUCCCGUCACACCCACUCCAUCUCGGGGCAGCCCAGGGAGCCUGGACCACUAGCUGAGCCAGUGCUGCAGUGAGCGCAGCGGGGGGACGCGGUAGCGCAUCGGCGCGGCGAACACACCAGAACCAGCGUCGUCAACUUGCACACGGAGACGGUUACAGCGUCACUGCGCACAUACAGAGUGCCGAUAUGGAUGAAUAUUUGCGGAGGGCUAAGCGUACGCUGGCGGAGGGGUCUGGGGUUCCUCUAGUCCAUGCAGUUCUUGGAGGACCAGUUCCUGAUGUGGACGUUGUGGCAUCAACACUGAGCUAUGCCUACUACCUCAAUCAGAGGGUGUCGUCAGAGUGUGUGUGUGUGCCGGUGCUGUGUGGGCGGCGAGGUGAGUUACCGGAGGGCACGGCGUGGUUCCUGCGCAGGGUGAGGGUAUGUGAGGCCUCUCUGUUGUGGAGAGAUGACAUCAACCUGCUGCAGCUCAACCACUCUGGGAAGCUGUCCCUCACCCUGCUGACCGACGGCCUGCUGGACAGCUCAGACUUCCAGGCGCUGGAGUCCAACAUCCUGCGAGUGGUCCAUCGCCACGGGCAACGGGAUGCUGAGGAGGGGGCAUCGUCCACGGCGACGCUGGUCGCCAGGGAGAUUCUUCAAGAAGCAGCGGAGCGUGUGGCAGGGCCGCUAGGGGAGGUGCUGGGAGAGGCCUUGAGGCUGGAGUCGGAGCGGCUGGGAGGUAAAGCAGGCCAGAGGUGGGCGGAGCUAGAGGACCUGCUGCGGAGCCUUGAAGAGAGGAGUGGCCACGCCCCCUGUCAUGUCAGGACAGGUCAAAGACAGGAAGAGGCGGAGCUUCAAGGUGAGGACAUGGACCAGCUGCUUUUGAGGGAUCUAAAGGAGUUCUCUGAUGGAGAGAUGACUGUGUCCUUCAGCACUGUGUCCUUCAGCACUGUGUCUGCAGACCUGGAGAACUGGGGCAAUCGAGUUGACCAGCUGAAGAUGUUUUGCCGUCGCCACGGUUACGAGAGCCUGGUGUUGUACUCGAGCGUGCUGGGUGGAGAUGACCACCAGGUGGCAGUGUUCUCCGUCAACACAGACAUCCUCAACCAGAUCUGCUGCAUGUUCGAGGAGUGUUCCAGCCCCUCUCUGGAGCUGGAGGCGAGAGACUGUCUGCAGGGCUGCCUGCAGCUCUACCACCUCCCCGCCCCCCCCGCAGGGCCUCCCCGCCCCCCCCGCAGGGCCUCCCCGCCCCCCCUGCAGGAGCUCCAAGCCCUGCUCCGCGGCUUCCUGGAGAGGAGGACCCACGUCCUGUCCUGCCACCCCAGCAGCAGGACCUCUUCCACGGAGGGAGUGGCUGGCAGCGCCCCCCUCUCCCAGGGCUCCUCCGGGGUCACCGAUAUGGACGGCUCGGACGCCGAGAGGGCCGAAGGCGCGGUCUCCACGGCGACGGUGGCCGGGGCGGACCUGGUGAGCCCGGACAGCGGCAUGGUGACCGUCCGCAGCAGCCGCUCGUCGAAAGAGAGCUCUGUGUUCCUCAGCGACGACAGCCCCGUCGCCGAGGCAACUGCGGCGGGGGGGGCGCUGCUCAACCCGUCCCUCCUGUCGCCCGUCCCGCCCGAGAGACGGCGCUCCAGCCGUAACCGUAGCGACAACCUCGACCUGUUCAGCUUCGACCCCCUGCACUGCAGCACCGCCUCCGUUCCACCGGGGGCAGCCUCCGCCGGGGGGAGAGCGGGGCGCGCAGAGAGCUCCAGCUUGUCCGAGUUUGAUGAGCUCAGCCUGGUGGAUUUCUCGACCCCGGGGUCAGGGGUCGGUGCGCAGGGCAACCUGGAGGACGGGGCUUCGUUGGCACAAGUCGAGGCGCAUGACCUCAUCGUCCCGCCCACGCCGGUGAACAGCCUUGUGGGUAGUUGUCCUCCCAACAGCGCGGGGGUGCAGUUCUUCCCUGAGGACGUGGCUGACAAGAUCGCCGACCUGCAGCGAGAGCAGGGCUGGCGGGGUGCGAGGGAGGAUGGGAGAGGCUCCUCCCACAACACCUGGAGCCAGGAGAAUGUCCUGGAAGGGAUGAGGGGCGGGGGGGAGAGCGGAGGAGGAGAGGGAGGAGAUGAAGACAUGGACAGACUGAGUCCCAAACCCCAGAGGAUUCUCCUGUCGGAGAAGAGGGAGUCAUCUGACAGCUGGAACGCCGACUCCGGCUUCACUGAGCCGUGGAACCCAGGAACCCUGGCAGACCUUCAGCUCACCCCUCCCGACGAGGAGAACGAGGAGCACAGAACCCGCCUCGGGAAAAGAGGCAGAACCCGUGUUCUUAAAGGAACAGAGACAGGAAGUAUGUUAGGGAGGAGGGAAACACUGACCACCCUGACCCCUGACACCUCAAGGGAGGAAGAGGAGUGGGGGGGGAGGAAGAUCGGGGGAGGGAGUGGCAGCAGGGAGGCGGAGCUAGACUUCUGGAGUUACUCCGCCCAGAAGGGCUUCCUGAAGUCUGACAGUGGGACCACCACUUCUUACCCAGAAUCCUUAGACAUGUGGAACAUGACCAUCCGCGACGACAGCCUAUCGCCUCUCACGACCCCGGACAUGACUGACCUAUCAGAGAGAGGGAACUCACUGGAGAGCCCGACGGGAUUGGCCGGGGACGGGAUGGACAUGUGGAACACCACCAUACAGGAAGACGUGGUCUCCACGGCAACUAGCCCGGAGGUGUCGGGCGCUGGGGGAGAAUACCUCCCGCGCAUGCAACCAUGGGGACAGGAAGUGACGAAACAGGAAGAGGAAAUGAAGUGCUAUGGACUGGAUGGGGUUUGGGGGGAGGCUGGGGGAGUACGGAUAGUGAUAGAAGAAGAAGAGGAAGACGGGUGGAGCGAAGCAGGAGAGACCAGCAGGACGGAGACACAGGAUCAGACGUGUCAAGAUAAAGACGCCUGCUCGAUGCCCGUCCCUCACAUGGUGACAUCCACGUCUGAGUACGACAACGUGGGCGACGGGGGCUGGACCCAGCCCCCCUCCCCGGACCCCGGGGCCAGCCCCGCACCCCUGAGCCAGGAGCUGGUGGAGGGCCAGUCCAGUCCCUUCGUAGCCGUGUUCCAACCCCAGACCAGAGGAACCGCUGGGACGCACUCUGAUCCACACACGGUCCUGUGUGAUUCUAGAUCUGAGAUGUUAGACUGCGAUGCGCUGACCCUCCAGGACUCCACCCACACGCAGAUCUUCCUGUUUGACACAGGUCACAUGACCACAAGUGGGCGAGGUGCAACGCCUGUGCGUCACUCGGAGGAGAGUGACUAUGGCAACAAGGAAGGGCAGGGCUCAGAGGGCCCUGAUUGGACCGAGGACUUGAGCAGCCACUCCCCAUUCGUUCUAGUGGACAGCUCUGCCCACACCCAGAGUGACGUGCUGCCUUUGAGCGGCAGGCAAGAUCCCACCUCCUCAGCCAAUCAGCUGUUAGAUAAGAGGGCUGUGGCCUCGGAGCCAGCUCAGACCACGCCCACUCCGUCUCCGAACCUUGACAACUGGGACCAAGUGCCGACCCCCACAACGACCACACCACCCGCUCACCCAGACCCUCCUCCCAGCACAGCACGGGGCGGGGAGGAUGGGGGGCCGGGUGCGGGUGGAGACGUGGAGGGAGCCAUCCUGGAGGCCAUGUCUCUGAGCUCCAGCUCAGGGGAGCGAGAUGGCCUCAAGCCCAGCCCGGACAGCCUCCCGCUGGGCAGCAACUCCGACGGAGACUCCUCUGGCCUGGAGAUGGACUACAUCAUGGUCUCUGGGACGGGGACUGUCAGGGAGAGCGAGGGAGAGAGGAGGGAUGAGGGGAGGGUUUAUCACAGGACGGGUAAUAUAGGGGGGAGAGAGGGAGGGAGGUCCUUGGAGACGUAUAGCAUGUUGACGUACGCCGCCACGCUGCUCCAGAUCAACGCUGCCUCGCGGAGAUGUCACCAGGAGAACGCAGAGCAGGACAGACACAACCAAACGAACACAGAGAUUUCCAAUCCACAACAUUUUGACAAAUGGGAGAAUGCUUCUGUCUCCACCCAUGCAGAUGGCGACAGCUCUGAUCAGGCCAAUACCACGGGAAUCAGUUCACGUCCAAACCCGGCCUCCAAUCUGACCAGACCUGAGCAGUCAAACCCUGAGAGCUGGUCCACAUCCAAUGCAGGCAGCAGAAAUUACGAGACGAAUGCUGAUAGAAUCUCUCCGACCAACGUGACCCCAGAGAUCAUCCUCAUCCCCGGCCAAUCAAACACAGACCCCGCAGGACUCCACCAAUCGGAAUCCAGAUUGUCGAAGGAGGAGAUCCGUGACAACCAAUCCGAAGUUGUUGGAAGGAGUAGCUCCUCCUCUUUCAGGUACCAAGCAGAGAACUUCCUGAAAACAAGAGAGGAAGUAUAUGUCCACUCUCAAAUCUCAUUGGAGGAUUCAGAUGAGGGAGGUCACUCACCCCCUGCCCCCUCCUUGGGGGUUCAGGAUAAUGGGGGCCAGUGUGCCCCUCUCCACACACCCCACUCCCCUUUCUUCACGGACAAUUCCCCAUCACCUUGUGCUGACAGCACCUUGAUUGGCAUGCCUGAGAGCCUAUCAGGAGGCUCUCCCAGGAAAGGGGUGGGACUGCCGUUCUCUAGGGACCUCAUGGCAGAGGAGGAAGAGGAGGGGCUUCGUUUGGACCCGGACAGCUGGAAUGUGGCAAAGGGAGGGGGGAAGGAGGCUAUGCAAAGCCCCCCCCAACCUGUUGGUAAGGGGCGGAGUCUGGAGAUCCACGGGGAGGCAAAUAAUUAUGACGGCCGUGUCUCACAGCCAAUGAGAGAUGAGUUCCUUCAGGGACCGGAUGAAUAUGGAAUGGGGCAGCCUAUGAGAGAGCAGCUUUCACUGAGACAGGAAGGACAGUCAACAGGACAGGAAGUGGAAGGCCCGACAGAGACUCAAUCAACCUACGAGAGGCCCACACACCCCGAGGACGGACCAAUCAUGGACAAGCAGGAACCGGACCAGGACAUCGAUGACUACAGACCAGAGCUCUCGGGGUGGUCCAGUGCCCACAGGAAGAAGCUGGCAGCCCCGCCCAUGAACGUGUCAUUGGACCGCAGCGAAGGCUCCGUCCAAUCGGACGAUGCCCUGGACACGCCCGUGGACGCCCUGGACACAGGGGACGAGCUGGACAUCAACCUGGACGAGCUGGACACCCCGGAUGAAGCUGACGAGAUGGAUCUGGAGGGCCACGGUGAUGAUGACAUGCAUGGUGAUGAUGACAUGCAUGGAGACUCCAAGCUGUCCAAUCAGGAUGGGAAAGGUGAGCAGGAGGACGCCAUCCCAGAAUACAGUGCGGCAGAGGAGCGUCAUGACAGCAGACUGUGGAGGACGGUCGUCAUGGGCGACCAGGAGCACCGCAUCAACAUGAAGAGCAUCGAACCCUACCAGAGAGUCAUCUCACAUGGGGGUUACUACGGAAACCAAAACGCAAUUAUUGUGUUUGCGGCAUGUUUUCUACCAGACAGCGACUGUGAUGACUACCACUCUGUCAUGGAGAACUUGUUCCUGUAUGUCAUUAGCACCCUGGAGCUGAUGGUGGCGGAGGACUACAUGAUAGUGUACCUGAAUGGGGCCACACCUCACAGGAAGAUGCCUGGACUGGGAUGGAUGAAGAAAUGCUACCAUAUGAUCAAUAGGAGGCUGAGGAAGAAUCUCAAGUCCUUCAUCAUUGUCCAUCCUUCCUGGUUCAUCAGAACAGUGCUGGGAAUCACUAGACCCUUUAUCAGUUCAAAGUUCAGCAGUAAGAUCAAGUAUGUGAGCAGCCUAGCGGAGCUGAGGGAGAUGAUCCCCAUGGACUACGUCUACAUCCCCCCCAGCAUCAUCAGGUAUGAAGAGGAGAGUGGUAUACGCUCAUCUACAGCUUGUUUACGACUGGAUGAAGAAUUACAAGACUCAAAAUCUAAAGCGGACAAAAGAACAAACGUUUGAAGGUGAUGACGUCUUUCUCUACUGACUGCUGUAGAUUAUCCAGAAGUUUCCUGCCAGCACACACCCAGACCCGCUGGCUGAUCGUGGCUUCGAUGGGCGUUGUGAUGGGCUCUUGAGAAGGGGCAAUGUCAUAGGUGGGAGGAUAUGCCUCUGCCUGACUGCCAGAGCGAAUUCUAGAAGUUUCUGAAUUCACUGUCUCCUAACAUGCUGUGCUCAUCUCCUCAAAGAUAAUGUAAAGCUCUUUCUCUCUGUUUGAUUUGGAAGUAUUGGUUGGAAAUCUAACAAGCAUGAUUUAAAGAGCUUCGUGGUAUAAUUGCAGUAAGCUCUGGGCUUAUUUUGUAUUUCCUCUUAAUACUGCUCUAUCAUAACAUCAAGUUAGACACAUUCCUAGAUUACUGCCAAGCUUCAUUCAGUACAUUGCUACAUAUGUGUGUGGAAGUGAGUGUACUGUCAAGUUUAUUUAAGGGAACAAGCAUUUAUAUUCUUUCAACUGUGAAAGAGACAUUUGUCUCAGUAAAAAACGGCUUCCCUUGUAGUUGUUUCUGACAUCCUUUGCGUCUGUCAGGAUGCCUGUGUGUGUGUGUCUGUGUGUGCGUGCGUGCGUCUGGGUGUGUGUGUGUGUGUGUGUAUAUAUAGAAGUUACUGGAAGCCCACAGUGCCUCACAUUAAGAUGAUUCGAAGGCUAUAUGACAUUAAAGGUAAAAUGUGUUCAUCAGUUAGCCAUAUCAAACUAAGAGCUGUGAAAGAGAAGAGCCAGUAACUUUACAUGUAAUUAAUCAUUUAUUUGUGCAUUAAUUCACAGUAAAAUAAUCAAGAUGUUCAGUAAAUACCAUCAGAACUA
Messenger RNA from Osmerus eperlanus (European smelt), 6963 nucleotides. RefSeq lists its product as uncharacterized. The coding region runs from base 372 to 6122 and encodes 1916 amino acids. The transcript is spliced from 18 exons. The record is from RefSeq and is a predicted model, not a curated record. NCBI's taxonomy places the organism in Eukaryota, Metazoa, Chordata, Actinopteri, Osmeriformes, Osmeridae. Gene Ontology annotation, cellular component: cytoplasm.